Molecule: messenger RNA, 2976 nt
Organism: Epinephelus fuscoguttatus (brown-marbled grouper)
Lineage: Eukaryota; Metazoa; Chordata; Actinopteri; Perciformes; Serranidae
Product: probable 2-ketogluconate reductase
Exons: 7
Coding region: 70-1134 (354 amino acids)
Cellular component (GO): cytosol
Molecular function (GO): hydroxypyruvate reductase [NAD(P)H] activity; glyoxylate reductase (NADPH) activity; NAD binding
Source: RefSeq, a predicted model, not a curated record
UUAACCCUCAGGUUCGACUCCUGAUAACUGAGAGGUUAGACGAAAACUCCAGCUCCAGCUGAAGCUGGAAUGCAGAGUGUCAAGAGACUGUGGGGUCUAGCACAAGCAUCCCGGCUGCAGAGAUCUGUAUGUCAACUGCAACACAAAAAGGUAAUGGAGGACAACAAGCCAUGGGCUCUGAUCACAGAGGUGGGAGAAGAAGGUUACCUUAAAGAGUUCGUUAACAUAAUAAAACAGCACUUUCAAAUCAUCUACCUCGAAGACUUCCUUCAAAACCCUCAGCUGCACGGCCCUAAAAUCCAGGCCAUGCUUGUGUGGGCUCUCUCCCCUAUAGUACAGCCACAGCUGCUCAGUUUGCUCCCCUCGCUAAAGGUGGUCGCCAACGGAGGAGUGGGCAUCGACCACUUGGAUGUGCCGUACAUCAGCAGUCUGGGAGUGAAGGUGACCAACACGCCUGGUGUGGUGAGCGAUGCCACUGCAGAUAUGGCGAUGGGUCUGCUUCUGGCAUCGGCACGCAAGAUUGUUGAAGGUCACCAAAUAGCUGUUGCCCCCAACAGCACCCACAUGACACAAAGGCUGAUGGGAGAGGAAGUCACCGGGUCGACGAUGGGGAUUAUUGGAAUGGGACAUAUUGGCUGCAAAAUUGCUAAAAGAGGCAAAGGAUUUGACAUGAAGAUCCUGUAUCACAACAGGAACAGGAGGAGCGUUGAAGAUGAGCAGGCGGUGGGUGCCAGUUACUGUGAGAACAUGGACGACCUGCUGAAAGAGUCGGACUUUGUCGUUCUGGUUGUCAACCUCACCCCUGAAACCACAGGACUGAUUAGCCACAGAGAGCUGGCCCUCAUGAAACCCACAGCAACAUUGGUCAACAUCAGCAGAGGUCUGGUUGUGGACCAGGAUGCUUUAGUCAAAGCUCUGCAGUCGGGAACAAUCCAUGCGGCGGCAUUAGACGUGACUUACCCUGAACCUUUACCGAGGGAUCAUCCUCUCCUUGGCCUUCCUAAUGUGGUGAUCACACCCCACUUGGGCACCAACACUUACACUACAACAACAAAGAUGGUGCAGAGGAUGGUAGAAAACGCUGUGGCUGCAGUGAACGGCCAGUCUGUUCCCAAUGAAGUCAAACCAAAAUGACUUCACUGAUGGUACUUCAUCUGUCUGCAGUUAGGAGUGUUUUCCUACUCUAAGAUGAAGUACAUACAGUGGUGGAAAAAAGUUUUCGGACACCCCAUGCAUUUGUGAAAUAUUGCAUUAAGAAUCACUCUUAGGUCUUCAAGUGCAAUUUCUUUUAGUACAGUCACAGCCAAAAUACUAAAUAAAUCCUAAAAAAGCCAUUAAAAACUUAAAAUUGAUUGGUUCCAUAAAAAUACAUAAGAAAUUUUGAGUAUUGGGUCAUUUUGGUACCAGUGAUGAAGGUCGUUCUUUUUAUUAAAAGACACAAUUUUUGUUGCCAAGCUUCGUGUCUACAUAAAGCCAGCACAUUUGAAAGUUCUUCAGACACAAAAAUGGCUAAAACAAGGAACCUAACGUAGGAAACACGCCUGAAGAUAAAGAUUCUCAGCCAGGAAGGGUACAGCUGCCGCCAGAUAGCCAGGAAGUGCAGAUGCAGUCCUUCAGCAGUUGGAUACACUCUGCAGAAAUACAGACGAACCAACAGCUUGGAAGACAAACCAAGAUCUGGGUGUCCAAGGGUUUCUUCAGCAAGAAAUGACCGCAUCCUGAUCCGCAUGCGCAGGCAAAACCGCCGAAUGACAUCACAGGAGCUUCAGCAGCAGUGGUCAAACCAAACUGGUGUCCAGUGUUCCUCCCGCACUGUACGUGGCCGACUUUUAGAUCAUGGCUUAAGGUCCUACAAGGCUAUCAAGAAGCCCCUGAUCAAUGAGAGACAGAGGUUAGCCCGGCGUCGUUGGGCCCAGGCACACAAGAACUGGACAGCCAGGAAUUGGAAGAAGAUUUUGUGGUCAGAUGAGUCCAGUUUCCAGCUUUAUCUUCCUCCUACUAAUGUGAGGGUACGCAGAAGGCCAGGUGAAGCAUUAUCUCCAGCAUGUACAGUACCUACUGUCAAGCAUGGUGGAGGCAGUAUCAUGGUUUGGGGAUGCAUGAGUGCUGCUGGUGUUGGUCAUCUCACUGUCUGUGAUGGCACAUUGAACUCUACCAAGUAUUGUAGCAUUCUCGAAACCUACAUUCUCCCUUCUGCGCGUGCACUGUUCCGUCAAGGUAAAAACUGGAUGUUUCAACAAGAUAAUGCCCCUUGCCACACAUCCAAGGCCAGUAGAGCUUGGCUGCAGGAGCACAGUAUCCAGGUCUUUGAGUGGCCAGCUCAAUCCCCGGACAUGAGCCCCAUUGAAAAUCUGUGGUGGAUUAUCAAAAAGUCUGUUUCAAAGCAUAAACCAAAGAAUUUAGAAGAAUUAAAAAUAAUUAAUUCAAGAAGAAUGGGACAAGAUUACCCCUCAACAGUGUGAAAGGCUCGUGGGGAACAUGCCAGCCAGGAUUAGAGCUCUACUACAUGCCAAUGGCAGGACUACUAAAUAUUAAUUUGAUGAUGUGAUGGUUUAUUUAUUUUUUGUUCAGUUUUGAACACAUUCUCUGUUAUUUGUUGACUUUGAUACCGACAAUGUUGAGAACUGACAUAUUGAAACUGUCAAGAAUUUAGUUUUGUUAGUUUUUCUUGUAAACAAUAAACAAAAAAAUAUAAUUUGUAUUUGUUUGUAUCUGUCUAAUGCAGCCACACCUUUUGAAACACAAAAAAGAUUUUUCCACAAAUAUUUCAUGAUAAUAUUUGAGAUUGUGUAAAAUUUUAAGGGUGUCCGAAAACUUUUUUCCACCACUGUAAAAUUAACCUGUUAGGCUGUUUGAUAAACAUGAUAAUUAUUGUUACAUCAGGAUAACUAAUGCACCAAAUGCAUUUCAUUGUGCAACUCUGUCUUGUAGAAUGAGUGCUGAGUUUGUAAAUAAAUUUUCACUUUUACACUUCUA